This is a messenger RNA of Centropristis striata (black sea bass), 2453 nucleotides long. RefSeq names its product chromosome 5 C1orf174 homolog (gene c5h1orf174). The transcript is spliced from 4 exons. NCBI's taxonomy places the organism in Eukaryota, Metazoa, Chordata, Actinopteri, Perciformes, Serranidae. The record is from RefSeq and is a predicted model, not a curated record. The coding region runs from base 295 to 864 and encodes 189 amino acids.
UAACCCAGGAAUUCAGGAGUGGUCUUUUAGACUGAACUAAGGACAUGUGUAUAUAAAGAUAAAAAUUGUAGUUGUUUAUCGCCACAAAACCACAUUGGUGGCGAAAGACUGUGACCUCCGAGUGAACCUCCCCAACAGGAAAUAAACUGAGGAUCAGAUCGAGGAGCGGAGCUCAGGCGGAGACGACACAUAUCGACUCUAGCUGUUUGUAGCUCACCAAAACCAGCUCAUUUGAAGAAUAUAGUCGAUGUUUUAAUAUCGAGCCGCUGAAAAACGGAAGCAUCACGUCGGCAAAUGAUGCACAAGAUGUCCGGUCAGCUUGACAGCUUGAAGCCCAGAAAGAGGAAGAGCAACUCCAGAAAGGCUUCUACUACAAGGAGGAAAUGUAAGAAAAGUCCAAAGACACAGCCAGCAGUAGAGAGCAGUUCAGUCGUCAGUGGUUACAGUAAAGCAAAUGGUGCUCUGGAGAGACUUUCUCGCAUCAGCUGUGAAUGCCACCAGUCUGCAGGCAGGAGGAGAUGCUCAGCGUCACCUGAGCUCGAAGGACAGGAAGGCAAAGAAAACGAACUGAGGAUGGGGCUGGAUUUGGACAGCUGCAAAAUGAACAGCGACUGGGACAAACAGGAGUCAGAGGACAUGGACUGUGAUGAAACCAGCAAAGUCAUGUUCCCAGAUGACGACAGUAAUCAGAUACUUCCUGUGGAACAGUUCUUCGGAAACUUGGAUACUUUACAGGACUUUCCUCAGAGGUCAUCAGGGAGUUCUUCCCGCGUUCAGAGGAAGAACGGCAGACGACAUUACUACGCACCAGAGGACAGCGAUGAGGAGGCGGGCCUCAGCAGUAUGGAGCGAGACGACACUUAGCGAAGAGAAACUGCUCCAAUGACUGUGGUGGACUCAAAGUCACGCCUGCAGAAGGACAUAUAUAACGCUCAGCACUUACGAGAAAGCAGCCACAUAAAUUAUUCAGAGGCUGCGUUGAAUCAGUCCCUAAAUCAUAACGCUGUCACAAAUCUACCAUGUGUGAUGAUGCUCAUUCACUGGUGAUGAAUUUGCCCACUGCCAUGUGAUGUGUGUUUGUAAGGAAGGCUUGAACUUGCUGUGGAUGAAUGUGAUGUUCGGCUUCUAUCAUUUACCAGCCAGCAUUGCAUGUGUUUGCUCCUUGCUUCCAGUAUUUCGCCAAGUGAUUUGUCACAAUUUUUAAAAACUUGUUCAAGCUUACUACUGGCAUUUUUAACGGUUUGAAAGCAAGUUCUCGGUGGUAAACUUGUAAAUUUUGAAUUUUUAACUUGACGAGGACCGUCCAAAUGCACAAAAAUGCCAAAUUGUUUUAUUUCAACUGAUUUUUAACCUACCUACAGUAAUUGUAUUAAUAUAGCCACUUGUGGGAAACGUAUAGUGCCUGUUUUAUUAUACAGUCAUGAAAAAAAAAUGAUUAGACCACGCUUGUUUCCUCCAAUUUCUUAUUCAUUUUAAUGCCUGGUACAACUAAAGGUACAUUUGUUUUCUUCACAAAAACCAUGGAAAAUGGCUAGAUAUCAGCUCUUAAAUUCAACUCUUAUGAGCUAUUUUUGUUGUUAUCAUUAUAUUUGUCCAAACAGAUGUACCUUUAGUUGUACCAGGCAUUAACAAGAAAUUGAAGACUUGUAUCUUGCUGAAUUACUGCACACGCCACUCUUGGUUCAAUCAACUUUGUUUUUACUUGGAUGGUGUGUUGGCACAGCACUUUAUUAAGACAGAUCCGUCCAUAUAAUAUACUGCUUCAUGAUUUUGCAGUUUGAGAUUAGACAUGAGAGAUGCCAAAAUAUUACAGGACGAAAAUAACACUUAGAAAAGCUUAUUUUUACUUACAAAGUACAAAUUAUAUAAUGCUAAAAGCAAAAGUAUUGAUAAACAGCAUAAUAAGAUUUCAUGUUGUGGUUUCAGACUGUAUAAAUGUGCCAAAGAGCAGUUACACAAUGAAAAGCUUUUAUAUCACAAGUUCAGUGUCAAACAUGAAUGCCAUUUUUCACAAAGUGUCUAAUAUUCCUCAUCAACACAUCUGUGUGCCCUGUUUGGGCUUUUACGGCAGCUGUUUAACAUACAACACAUCUGUAAUAUAACAUAUACGCACAUAUAUAUCAUUGCAGCUAAUAAUUUACCCUGAUGAAAUUACUGUUAGGUUCACAUUUGUAAAAAUGACAAAUUUCUAUAUGAAAAAAAUGUAUUAUAUAAAAACAUGGAUUUUAAAGUUUAUGAUAACAAUCUUCGGUGUGUAAGUAAACUGAGAAUAACUUAAACCUGAUUUUAAAAAUAUAAUUUAAUCAUCUAACUUUGAGGUCAACAGUAAUUGCACUAGUGCAAUUCACUCCUAUGCAACUUUAUGACUGAGUGAAUGCCGCAUUGUAACCUAUUCAUGCAUUUUACAUUACCGUGCCAACAGGGAGAAAAAUAAAUGUUUUUCAUGAUUUCAA